AUACAGAUGGGAGGAACAGUUUGACGAAGAUGUAACCCAAAUUCACAAUAAUGAAAAAUGCGAUUAAAAACUUGGCCAUAUGUUUAGCCUUCGUCCUGAGUCUGCUUCGACACGUACACUAUGCAUACAGGAUUGACAACAUAACAAUUAAGAAAGCGCGAUUUAGUGACGACUUGGAAAGGACAGUACAAAAAAUUAAUAAGCGCGUCCAAAAGGACAGUGUCCCAUCCUAUGACGUGUGCAAGUAUAAAAAAAUCCCCAAAUUUUUAACCGAAAGGAAUAAGCUCAAAGAUACCCAAAAAGUCAAGUACAUCGUAGGGAUUGAAAACACGUGUGAUGAUACUUGCAUCUGUGUCCUUGACUCCAACUUGAAUAUUGUUAAAAAUGUUAUCAUAUCUCAUUUUAAGGUGGUUCACAAGUAUGAGGGCGUGUAUCCCUUUUUUGUCAGCUCCAUCAACCAGCUGUUUUUGAAGCCCUAUGUGGAGAAGACUCUCGAGGGCAUUGACGAAAGCCGAAUCAGCUGCUUCGCCUUCAGCGCUUGCCCGGGAAUAGCUAAAAGCAUGGAGGCCGCCAAAAAUUACAUAGGGGAGAAGAAGAAGCAGAACGGAAGCAUACAAGUAAGUCCGAUCAAUCACGUUUUUGCUCAUGUCCUUUCGCCUCUCUUUUUCCACGUCUACAAUGAUAAAAAUACAUAUACGAAUAGUGGACAGUACAAGGAAGGAAAAAGCGAACAAUCGAAAAAUGAACUUGGUAUCGACAUGCACAUCUCGGAGGAGGUCAGAAAGGAUAAGACACAAAUGGAAAAAGUGAAAGGCAUUCUGCAGAUUCUCAAUAGUAACGAUGUGACGAAGCGGAAGAUGGCACUUUUGAGCGAAGAGGAAUUUUUAAACUGCGGCAAUUAUGUGCUUAGGGGGGAGAUGGGCAACGAGACACCCCAAAGUGGGGACAGUGAGGAACUCCAAAGUGAGGAAAGUGAGGCACUCCAAAAUGUGGAAAGUGCGUCACCCCAAAGUGUGGAAAGUGCGUCACUCCAACGUGCGGAAAGUGAGGCACCACAGAAUGUAGCCUACCAGAGGAAGAACACCUCCUCUGCGCAGAAAACGCAGUAUAGUGGGGACGCACCCCAGGGAAGCCACUUGACAGAUGGAUACAUCUGCGCGUUAGUUUCCGGAGGAAGCACUCAAAUUUACAAAGUUCAAAGGAACAAAAAAAACGACAUUAAUUUGUGCAAGUUGUCUCAGACGGUCGAUAUUUCCGUUGGAGACAUAAUUGACAAAAUUGCUAGGCUGCUGGGGCUCCCCGUUGGGUUAGGGGGAGGUCCCUUCCUUGAAAGGAAGUCAGCAGAGUUCGUUACAAGAAUGAAGGAGGAGAGGCUGAGUGGGGAGGCUUGCGCGGAUCCAUUUCAGCCCUUUCCCGUUCCCUUCUCCGCGAACAGCCGAAUCGAUUUUUCGUUCUCAGGCCUGUACAACCACCUGCGCAAAAUCAUCGAGGAAUCAAAAAAAGGAGAGUCCUUCGAGCGGGAAAAAGACAGAUAUGCCUACUAUAGUCAGAAAAAUAUUUUCAACCACCUCCUGAAGCAGAUGAACAAAAUUAUGUAUUUCUCAGAGUUGCAUUUCAAUAUAAAAAAAUUAUUCAUAGUGGGGGGAGUUGGAUGCAACCACUUUUUAAUCACCAAGUUGAAAAGUAUGGCUAUGAAAAGAAGUCAAUUACAAGUUCAGCUAAAUGAAUUUAAAAAAUUAAAGAAAAGGCUAAGUAAGAGGGUAAAAAAAAUAAGUGAGAAAAAAUUUUUACAUUUUAAAGUGUCCAAGGAAGUACUCAAAGGGGAAAUUGAGUUCACUGCAUCCCUGGGUUGGGAUAUUUACUUAAAACUUCUUUUAAAGAGGAAAACGGAACGAGAUAUUUUGUCAGCUUUAAAGUAUUUUAAUUUUGAGGACUUUUCGAAACUGAAGGAGGGGGGUCAUUUUCUGCUGGAGGGUCAUUCUGCUUCCUCCAAAAGUGAAGCGCCCUGGAGCGUGCACAAGACGCCGCCCAACCUCAGCAGAGACAACGCGGCCAUGAUUUGCUUUAGCGCCUUUUUGAAUUUGCACAACAAAAGCGAUCUCUAUGAGGAUGUAUCUCAGGUUAAAAUUAAACCAACGGUGAAGACCCAGGUUGAAAAUAAUUUCCUGCUCUUUUCCGACAUGAUCAUUUUUGAUGUGUUUCUGCAGCAGUUUGGCGCCCAGGGGGGGUGA
Molecule: messenger RNA, 2231 nt
Organism: Plasmodium cynomolgi strain B
Lineage: Eukaryota; Apicomplexa; Aconoidasida; Haemosporida; Plasmodiidae
Exons: 5
Coding region: 51-2231 (726 amino acids)
Cellular component (GO): mitochondrion
Source: RefSeq, a predicted model, not a curated record